This is a messenger RNA of Acanthocheilonema viteae, 1044 nucleotides long. Lineage: Eukaryota; Metazoa; Nematoda; Chromadorea; Rhabditida; Onchocercidae. The record is from the annotation of a GenBank genome assembly.
AUGAAACGAAGUAUAGAUGUGAUAUGUGAUCCGAACCUUCGGAUGCGAAUUACUCUGAAUAUGGCAGCGACUCAGGAAGUCAGCCCAACAGUUCCUAUUAAUCGUUAUUACCGAAGUCUGAAUGAAAUGUAUCGUGUUGCUGGCUUUUGUAUAAAAGAUAAGGAUUAUGAAAGAGCAUUUAUUUACUAUAUGCGAUUCGUAAGCUUAGCGGUCGAAGGAUUACCGAAGCACAAACAGUACAAUGGCUUUUCAUCGGCUGAAAAAACUAAAGCGGAAGCAGUGCUUCGUGAUGCGUUUGUGAAGGCGGAGUCGUUGAAAGAACAGUUGAAAAAGAUGUAUGAAGAAGAAGCAGUUCUAGCAAAACAAAGUGCGGAGAGGACUGUUGCUGAUAAUGCAGCCUUAAUUCGAAAAAAAGAUGUAUCUUCCAUUCAUGAUAUCGUAACACACAAUCAGCUUCUCGAAAUAACUGGUCACAAGGAAUCAGGUUCUGCGGAUGAUGUGUUCGACAGCAGGAAUCUCGGUCAUAAGGAAGUUGUUGUUGCUGGUGACCUUGUGGAAAAUUUUGUGCGCUUGGCACAAAUUAAUACGAACCGUAAUGUGGAAACAUGUGGAAUUUUAUGUGGCUCACUGAUUGGUGGGGGAGUGUGUCGUAUAACACAUGCCGUGGUACCGAAGCAAACUGGUGCUGCUGAUAGCUGUGAUACACACAACGAAGAGGAAGUAUUUGCAUAUCAAGAUGUCAACAAUCUAAUCACUCUGGGAUGGAUACAUACUCAUCCAUCACAGACAGCGUUUCUUUCUAGUGUCGAUCUUCAUACUCAUUGUUCCUAUCAGCUGAUGUUGUCAGAAGCUAUUGCAAUCGUCGUCGCUCCAAAAUUCAAUGAGGUUGGUAUAUUUCGUUUGUCAGAACGUGGUAUGAAGGAAAUUGGCGGUUGCUGUAAAGCGGGUUUUCAUCCACAUGAAGACUCUACAGCUUUGUUUUUUUAUUGUCAUGAUGUACGUUUCGAAAAUUCGCUAGCAGCAGUUGUUGUUGAUUUACGAUGA